AUGGCCGAAGCUGCUGCAAUGCUAUAUGGAUUGAAAUGGUGCUCAGCAAAUGGCUUUAACAUAGUUUGGGGAGAAACUGAUUCUCUACUAAUAACAAGAUGCAUAAAUGGAGAAUGGAAACCCCCCUGGAAGAUUGCAAAACUCAUAGAAGAUAUUCAGAAACUAGUUGAAGAGAAUGGAUUUAUCAUCACACACUGCUAUAGAAAAGCUAAUAAACCAGCAGACAAACUAGCUGCAUUUAGUCAUGGAGGUGGUGUAAUCCAAACCUUCAACUUCUUCUCUGAUAUCCCUGCUUCAAUCAAAGGGCUCCUCAACAUGGAUAGAUGGGGUACCCCGUCUUUUAGGAUCAACGCUAUUAAAGACAGCAACCUUGUUUAUGAUCCUCCAUAG
Molecule: messenger RNA, 390 nt
Organism: Lycium barbarum (goji berry)
Lineage: Eukaryota; Viridiplantae; Streptophyta; Magnoliopsida; Solanales; Solanaceae
Exons: 1
Coding region: 1-390 (129 amino acids)
Molecular function (GO): RNA-DNA hybrid ribonuclease activity; nucleic acid binding
Source: RefSeq, a predicted model, not a curated record